UUUUGUACGACAUAGAGUGAGUUAUUUGUUUUUUUUUUGUAUAUAAAUGGUCCAUUUGAAUGCACCAGGAGGCUUGACUCAACAUUUUAAGCUAGGCAGAUGCGUUAUUGAAUAUUGCUCAUAUUAUCCUGGAUGUUAAUGUUUUAGAAAAUGAUCGUACUCUUAUAGUAGUAUUAUAGUAAACAUAGUACACGUGCUUGUUUAGUCCUAUUUAUUACGCAACACGAAUUCCACGAUAUAGCAUCAUUACCCGGCAUUUUAAACCAUGCCAGCUAGCUAGCUAGCUAGCUAGCGUUAAGCAUCCACCACAGUUGAAUGAUUUUAGGGAAUAUUUAAACUGUAUAAGCUCAUUAGCGUAACGUGAUGAAGCUUCAGGGCUAAACAGAGGUUAAAUUGGAGUCCCAGCAUCGAUUUAAGUACAUUUGUGUGAAGGAAUGAAUAUGAUAGUUAUUAUUUUCAUGGUUAAUGCUGGAAUUGGCUUAUUGUAAUGUCAUGAGAUGAGAUGCAGACAGGAUUUUAGUGUAUUGGAUUAGCACUGUGGCAGAAUGGGUGCAACUACACUACAGUGUUUUGAUCAUGUGAUUUAAAGUGUUUAAAUAUAAGUAGAGUAAGUUGAAAUCCUGGGCAGUAGUCCCCAGAAAGAAUUGCUCAUGUCAGUGCUUUUUCUGUGUAUUUGUCAUUGGGGUGCACAAAAAAUUGCGAUGUCAAUGUACGUAACAAGCUGCAUCACAACCAACGCUACUUAAUGGCUGACACUUCCUCCUCAAGCCCCCAGAUCCCCAGUGAGCCUUGCCGGCCAGGGCUAGUUGGCGCCACUUCCCCGGUCCUCCAUGCAGACUGAGCGAUUGUAUCAUUUACUUUUCUUUUGGCUGUUGAUUGAACAAUCUUGCCACCUUUUUGACUUGAUGGAUUAGCCUUAAGCAGACCUAAUUCAUUUGUUCAAUACCAAAGACGUAUUUAUACGUUUUUUACAUUUUUUUGGCGCCAGAAGCAAAAAGAGGUGAUGACGCAAGUGCACUAUAAAAGAGGCCACUUUUCAAGACGUUUUAAAAAAUUGUAAAUCGUUCAAGGCGUUAUAUUUGUAAAUACAUUUUAUAUUUACAUAUAUUUUGAUGUUUAUGUUGUGGUGCAGUUCUUUAGAUAUUUGAGCUGCCACAAAAGCAAAAACAAUUGUGUCAAAGUGAAAGUUAUGCUUGAAAUGUAUCUUUUCACAAAAAGCUCUUUUUGUUGGGAACUGAUAUUUUCCUGAUACUUACCUAUGUUCUACUGCUGAUUACUAACAAAAAGGUAGAAUCAGACUUUUCUUUCUGAUGAAAGAUGAGAGUCUAGUCUUUCUUUUGGUAGGUUCCAUGUUUAUAAACCCGUAGAGCACAAUAUUCUGUGUGCCUUGAAAAAUCGUCUAAAAUGCCGGUACUGAAGGGGUUGAAUUUUUAAAAAUGGCUGGGAUUGAAUGGGUUAAUCAGCAACAAAAAACACCCCUGUGUAUCAAACAUUAAAUCAGGCCUUGGGGAAAAACAACAACUUAUAAGUUUAGCUCUGAUUGAGAAAAUACACAUUUAUCACAUCAAGCAAUUACAGCUACUGAAAGAUGCUGUGUAUAUUGGUAGUGCUUAGUGCAAUGUUAUGAAACGGAGGAAAGUGAGGGUGACUGUCCGUCCAGACUGACUAUCAGUGGUAAGAACAUACACAGCUGAUCAAAAAUGUAAGACCAGUUGACAAAUUGCAUGAAUUUACAUUUUGCACUGGUGGAUCUUAAGGAGGUUGUAAGCAGAGCGUCAAAUUGCAAGAAGAAGAAAUGGGUGUGGGGCCAAACAAAAUUUGAGUAAGCAAUUAAUAGUAACUAAACAGCCAUUCAAUUCAAAUAGGCUGUUCAUCGCCUGAUCAAAAGGUGAAGUUGAAGACCAUAGCAAAAAAAGCUAAAAUGAAAACCCCUUAAAAUGGAAAUAUAAUGUUCAAAAAAAGGAGUCCGUAUUGAGUAGCCGUGCCAUUCUUGUUAAUCACCUCAAAAAAAUCUUUCAAGACGUUUACAAUGACUGUCUUGCUGCGUCCAACCUCAGCAGCAAUGGCGCGCUGCGAGAGGCCUUGCUUAUGCAGCUCAACAAUUCUAGCACGUUCCAAGAGAGACAGCUUAUUUGCUUGAUUAUGACAGUGUGAAUAACUGACAGAAAAUUAAAUUGAGUCCAAAUUUUUACAUUUUUACUUUGGUUUUCCGAGACUGUGGCCUUAAACUUUCAGCUGAUGAACAGCCUAUUUCACUCUAAUGGUUGUUUGCAAUAAAUUUACUUACUCAAAUUUUUUUUUUCUCUCGCUCACAUUUUUUCUUUUUGCAUUUUCGAGCUCUACGUAGAACCUCCUUAAGAUCCAACAGUGCAAAAUGUAAGUUCUUGCAAUUUUUCUCCUGGUCUUAAAAUUUGGAUCAGGAGUGUAUUAAGUCAUGGACGAGGCCAGACUGUAAAUCCACUAGACAGUCGGGGGAUCAGCAGAGUAUAAUCAGUUAGUGCGUACACGUACACAGUGUUUUAGGAGAAGGACUUUGUUGCAUGUUUUACUUGACCCAGUUUGUGCCUCUUGAUUUAGUUUAACUCUACCAGGAUACUCUUAUGGCGUUCAAUGGAAAAGAGGAUGCAGCUGAAAGUGACACCGCCGGCCCUGAGAGGGAGAUGACAAAAGAGGAUGUUUCAGUGCCUGCGGAAGGAGAUGCUACACUUGGCUGCCGCAAUAGAGAUUCUCCCCAUCUGCGGCCAGUCAUCCACCAGGUGGCCUCUGCACCCAUGCCCAACGACUGUGAAUUCUCCUUCUUUGACCCCAACGAGCCACAGUGCAAGGAGGUUCUGCAAGAUCCCAAUACCACCAUACCAGAACUGUUUGCUGUCCUUCGCCAAUGGGUUCCCCAGGUUCAGAAAAACAUUGACCUGAUUGGCAACGAGAUUAUCAAGAGAGGCUGUGGUGUUAAUGAUCGAGAUGGCUUAACGGACAUGAGCCUUCUGCACUACUGCUGCAAGGCAGGGGCCCCAGGCAUUGGUGAUGCAUAUAUAGCAGCUGGUUUUGCUCGCCACCUUCUUGCCCUGGGUGCAGAUCCUAAUCUUCGCUCCCGCUGGACAAACAUGAGGGCUCUGCACUACGCUGCUUACUUUGACGUACCCCAGCUUAUUCGGGUGGUACUACAGGCCUCUCAGCCUGGAGAUGUUGAUGCAACCUGCAGCGACUUUGACUUCGGCACCGCCUUGCACAUUGCAGCAUCCAACCUGUGUACAUCAGCUGUCACAUGCCUUUUGGAGCUGGGAGCUAAUCCCGCUUUCAAGGACGAUAAAGGCCAGUACCCAGUUGAUGUCGUUCCUGACCCUCUCAACAUGCCCUUGGAGAUGGCGGAUGCUGCCACCUUGGCCAAAGAGCUCUGCACUUUACUAAGAGAGGCUUUGCCACAGCCCAGUUUCUUGCCAUGCACAUUGCAAGUCCAGCCCCCUCCUUCGCUUGACGAAAAGGCCAGGACACAGCUUGCUUCCAUGGGAGUCCGACUUGGUGACCGUGUGACGAUAGCUGGGAAGAAGGUUGGAACCCUGCGAUUUUGCGGCAGCACAGACUUUUCUGAGGGGCUCUGGGCUGGAGUGGAGCUUGACAAACCAGAGGGGAAGAAUGAUGGCUCUAUAGCAGGCGUCCAGUAUUUUACCUGUCAAUUCAAACAUGGAGUAUUUGCUCCUCUCUCCAAGAUAAGCAAACCUCUGGAAAGAUGUAAAACAAGUACCAGUAAAGAGUCUACACCUGUACGCCCCCCUCGUCGCAUCCCCUCCAAGAUUAACACGGGGUUUGGCGCUGUCUCCCAAUCACUCUCUUCUUCGUCAUCCUCGCUGGAUUCCCGUCAUGGACGACGUCUGCGACCACAUGCCAGGCAGCGUCUUUCUGCCAGGCAGCAGUGGGAACAUGUCUCUCAGAGUCCCCGGACCACACCCUCCCCAGGCCUUCGCUCUUCUCCUGGCAUGGCUGCAACAGGAAGUAUUCGUAGCCAAACCCCCUCUGCUAGUAGCUCUGUGUGCAGGGGCUCUAAUGUGCGCCUGGGAGACAGAGUGCUGGUCGUUGGCCAGAGGACCGGCAUAGUCCAUUACAAUGGGAGGACGAGUUUUGCUCCAGGGUUCUGGUUGGGAAUUGCACUUGACACACCCAGUGGGAAAAACGAUGGCUCAGUGGGUGGAGUGAGAUACUUUAGCUGCCCACCAAGACAUGGGGUAUUUGCUCCCCCAUCUCGUGUUCAAAGGAUUCAUGGAUCUGUUGAUUGCCUCUCAGAGCUGUCCUCGUCGCAUCUCAAUCGUCCUUUCAGCGGGGCGAUCCGUCGCAGUUUAAGCACAUCAUCCAACAUUGCUGCACCCAAGGAGACAAGCAAAAGAAGCCCCGUUGCCAGGAGUCGUUCCAACCCUCAUCGCCGACGCUGGAACACCCCGAGUGGCGGCAGCAGCAGCGUCGCAGGCAGUACUGCAGGGACCGUCUACAGUUCCGACAGCCAGGUCCGCCUCCACGUGGGCAUGCAGGUCCUGUUGAACAGUGCCAAUGAGAUGGCCUCCAUCCGUUACCUGGGCACAGCUGACUUUGCCCCUGGCCUAUGGCUGGGUCUGGAGCUCCGAGGCCCCAAGGGAAAGAAUGACGGCUCUGUCGGCGGCCGCCGGUACUUCACGUGCCGCCCUGGCCACGGCGUGCUUGUCCGUCCGAGCCGUGUCACCUAUCGUGGCAUCAAUGGGUCCCGCUUGGUGGAUGAAAAGGAAUUUUCCCAGUACAACUCCAGAGAUGGUACACUUACAGUGGGAUCUGUUCUUUAAGGAAAUGAGGAGUCCUACAUUUAUCGAUUCUCGAUUUUUCCUCUUGCACUGCUUUUAUUUGGAAUAUGUGGGUUAAAACCUACCCUUGAUACCCCACCAUGCCCAGCUAAUUGCUUUGGAGAAAUAAGUAAUGCACUUUAUUCAAUUACCUUUGAAUUCCCAUUUGAAUAAUCUACACCUGAAGUGGUAGAGGGAAAAGGACUGCACUACUUUUAGUAAUUAAACAUUAGUUUCUUAGGUGAGAACAUAUUGAGCAGAUGAUAAGGAUGUGAAGAUGUAAAGAUGUAAAGAUAGUUUUGAACUAAAAGUAUCUGUAAUACAGAUAUCUAUGUGCAUUUCCUGAACCAGAAGUAAUUCGAUUUUUUUCCACAGCUGUUAUGUUUUACACAUAAUUGAUGGACAUGAAGUCGGUCUAAUGAAAAAACCCCCAUUCCAAUAACAUCAGAGCAACAACGUUGUGUUCAAUGUUCAACCUGUCAAGCAGUGAUAAAAUGUCUCCCCCUUUGGCAUACGAAAAUAGAAGCUCACAUUUUGUCUGGAAACGUCACUUUCAAAUUCAACCAGCUACUUGUAACAUUUCUUGAAAUGUAUGCGUCUGUUCACGUGUCAUUUCUUCAGGUACAAUCACGUUACAUGUUACACCGCGAGUCCAAUGAAAAGCAUGGAACAUGUGACAAAAAACAACUUUUCUUUGUUUUUUGGUUAAAUAGAGGGGGGGGAAAAAAACAUACAUAAUUUGGAGAUGCUUGCGUGCGUUUCACGAGACAACACCAAUAUGUUAACGCCGAAUGAGGCACGACUAUGCUGCGUUUGACUAAGUCAAGCGGCGUGUGAGGAAAAAUUUAAUCGUUAAGUUUUGAAGUUGAACAGGGUACUUUCCUCUUUUAUUAGAGCUGUCAGGGUAUAUUUGCAGAGAAAAAGUGGUCCGUUGUGUGUGCGCAACAGAUCCUCUAUUUAGUAAAACGCUCACGUAUCAUCCAAUUAGGAUGUGUAGGCCAUAAUUGUAGCAAGAGAUUAUUCAGCGGUGUUCUGCCAUGAGUCUGUCAGGUCGGGCGCCCUGCAAUUGAAAACAAGUAGUGUUCAGAACCCAAGAUUGUCUGACUCAUCUUUUAAUGUUUGUAAGCAUGGUAAAAUUAUACCAACGAGACGCAUUCCUACCUGAACAUGUGAGCGCUUCAUGUGCAGACAUCCUUCUUGACAUGCAGUUUCAAGAAAGCGUAUACAGUAUGUAAAAUACAUUGAUCCAUACAAGAGCCACGGAAUAUUUCCUCUGAAAUAACACAGUUGACGACGCUGAGCUGCCGUCGUGUACUGCUACCAAUGUAAUUAAUUAAAGCAAACAUUUAUGUGGCCGUGCUCUACACUCCAUAAUCACCUGCCUUUCUCACUAUGGCAGUUUGAAUUGCCAUUUUGUUUUGUUGCGACUUUAAUGUUUGGUGGAAGGAUGAAUGCAUUCAAGUCAUGUUUGAUAUCAAUUUACAACAUAUUUGCAAAAAAAAAAAAAAAAAUAAAUAAAGCCAGCAAUGUCAUUUUAGUUUGAUCCAUUGUCGAUGAUUCUUUGACUUUGGCUUUGUCAUUAACUCCACUGCUGAAAACAGGUCAUAUGAUUAGCAGUGCUGUACAGCCUACUAAAGGCCCUGUCUCACCUUGACGAUUUUGGCAGCGCAUGCCCGACGUGAUCAUUUUGAUGGCGUACGUUGAACUGUGGACGUUUUUUUCAAUUUUGGGCGUAUACAUAGCGUAUUCAUAACGAGUUGGACGUAUACAUGACGUAUUAGUAACUUAUAUAGAAUGUUUCUAUAACUUAUAGGCAAUUUAUACCAACGAAUGCGUAGCGUGUUGCCGGCGUUCACAAGUUAUGCCCAACGUCAGUCUAACUUAUGCAAACCGUACGGCAGCGUAUGGCCGACGACGACGUGCCGUAGCCUAUAAAAAGGCUGCCACUUGAUGACUCACCUCACUAGACAUCGCAGUGUCAACAUCACCAUCAUGCCAAAGAAAAUUUCGAAGACCGCUGCCAAGAAGUAUCAGGGCACUGACGGAGGGAUCCAUCACCACCCACAGCCUCCCACUCUCAAUCUGAUGGAGAUGACGCAGGUUCUAACGCCUCUCAGGCAUCGUCAAUGGUAUUGGAAGCUGCUUCCCCAGUGACCUCCAUCUCCUCUGAGCCAACCCUUCCCAAGAAGACACAGUUUUGUCUCAAGGUAUGUUGACGUAUUACGACUUGUGUGUAACUUACACAUAACGUGUGUGAACGGGCGUCAAUGAUCGCAUAACUU
Dunckerocampus dactyliophorus (ringed pipefish) is the source of this 7084-nucleotide messenger RNA. RefSeq names its product CAP-Gly domain-containing linker protein 4-like. The record is from RefSeq and is a predicted model, not a curated record. Gene Ontology annotation, biological process: cytoplasmic microtubule organization. Gene Ontology annotation, molecular function: microtubule plus-end binding. Gene Ontology annotation, cellular component: cytoplasm; microtubule plus-end; nucleus. Bases 2601 to 4805 code for a protein of 734 amino acids. NCBI's taxonomy places the organism in Eukaryota, Metazoa, Chordata, Actinopteri, Syngnathiformes, Syngnathidae. The transcript has 15 exons.